Messenger RNA from Carcharodon carcharias (great white shark), 4915 nucleotides. It is a transcript of the gene lhx3, whose product is annotated as LIM homeobox 3. The transcript is spliced from 12 exons. Gene Ontology annotation, molecular function: flavin-dependent sulfhydryl oxidase activity; RNA polymerase II transcription regulatory region sequence-specific DNA binding; protein disulfide isomerase activity. NCBI's taxonomy places the organism in Eukaryota, Metazoa, Chordata, Chondrichthyes, Lamniformes, Lamnidae. Gene Ontology annotation, biological process: neuron differentiation; regulation of transcription by RNA polymerase II; protein folding. The record is from RefSeq and is a predicted model, not a curated record. Gene Ontology annotation, cellular component: nucleus; Golgi membrane. Bases 49 to 2121 code for a protein of 690 amino acids.
UCGCGCGCCGUGUGGCGGUUUGUGAGCUUCGCCUUCGGCUUCGGAAAGAUGGCGCCGUGCGGCCGGGGCAAGCGCCGGAGCCGCCGUGCCCUGGUGGCCCUGACCGCAACCGUUACUUUCCUGGUACAGCUGCUGCGCCAGGGCCACGCCGCUCGCCUGUACAGCAGCCAGGACCCGGUGGUCAUCCUGGAGGCGGACGGGGCCAAGGGCCUGCUGGGGAACUCGUCGGCCGCUUGGGUGGUGGAGUUCUACUCGUCCUGGUGCGGCCACUGUGUCAACUACGCGCCCACCUGGAAGGCGCUGGCCAGGGAUGUGAAAGAUUGGGAAUUGGCAAUCAGAGUAGGUGUGAUGGACUGUGCCGAUGAGAAGAAUUUUGCCAUUUGUGCAGAGUAUGGCAUUCACUUCUAUCCAACCUUUAGGUACUUCAAAGCACUUGCAAACAAGUUCACAACAGGAGAAAAUUACAAAGGACCAAACAGAGAGUUGCAGACUGUACGACAAAUAAUGAUUGACUUCCUGCAAAAUCACACGAAUGCAAACAAACCUCCAGCUUGUCCUGUGCUAGGCGUGGCAAGCUCUGGCUCUAUCCUGUCUUUGUUGGGUAAACACCAGAAGCACUAUACAGCUGUUAUAUUUGAAAGAGAAUUGUCCUAUGUAGGUCGGGAGGUGAUACUUGAUUUGAUGCAGUAUGAAAAUAUUAUUGUAAAACGAAUGCUGGAUACAGACAUAAAGUUAAUGGAGAAACUUGGUAUCCAUUCAGUGCCAUCUUGCUACCUGUUCCAUCCCAAUGGCUCCCAUGGAUUAAUGUACAUGCAAAAGCCUCUACGAUCGUUCUUUUCUUCCUAUUUAAAGUCACUGUCAGGGGUAACCAAGAGACUAUCUUCCCAAAACACUGUACCUGUGAAGCAGAAGGGAGAGAUAACCAGUCUUGUCAAGCCUAGGAAGGAUUUUGAUCGGAGUAAGGUGUAUAUGGCUGAUCUGGAGUCUGGUUUGCACUAUUUGCUACGAGUGGAACUUGCUAGUCACAAGAUUCUGGAAGGGCCAGAACUGACUACCCUGAAGGACUUUGUUACAGUCCUCUCUAAGCUAUUCCCAGGUCAGCAACCAGUAGUGAAGUUACUGGAAACACUGCAGGAGUGGUUAGUGAGCCUCCCAUUAGAUAAAAUCCCAUAUGAUGCAAUCUUAGAUUUGGUGAAUAACAAAAUGAGGAUAUCUGGAAUGUUUCUCACCAAUCGUAUAGAGUGGGUUGGCUGCCAGGGCAGCCAGCCUCAGUACAGAGGUUAUCCAUGCUCACUUUGGACACUCUUCCAUACCUUGACAGUGCAUGCUGUGAGACGUCCUGAAAUGCGAAUUCUUCCUGGUUUUGACAACAGCCCUCAAGUAGUUCUACAGGUUAUCAGGCAAUACAUUCAUCAUUUCUUCGGCUGCAGAGAGUGUGCACAGCACUUUGAAGAGAUGGCAAAAGAAUCAAUGGAUAAAGUGGCCACACUGGAUGAUGCCAUUCUCUGGCUGUGGAGAAAACACAAUGAAGUGAACAGCAGACUGGCAGGUGCUCCAACUGAGGAUCCAAUGUUCCCUAAGGUAGUAUGGCCAACUCCAGACCACUGCCCCACAUGCCAUGAAGAGAUUCAGGGACUCCAUACCUGGAAGGAGGAAGAAGUUCUGACAUUUUUGAAGUCUCAUUACAGUGUGGACAACAUUUCGUUUAGAUAUAGUGAAUAUGAAUUACAAGCCAACAAAGCAAGGCAACCAGCUCUAGAAAGUAAUGAAAAUGAGGGUAAAAAACAAGCACCACCUCAACUAGGAAAUGGCCACAAGAAGCAAAAAGACAACCCCCAGAACCUAGGCCAAAACUCAAAACACAGUGCCUUGACAAAACAAGGAAACAGUGAUCUAGCUGAUAGGAACCAGAAAAGAAUUUAUUUAGACCAGGAUGCAGCCAACCUGAGGAAAGAGUUUAAACAAUCCGUUUCAUUAUUUGGAAUAGGGUUUUCUAAUGUGGACAUGAGCCUUUGUGUCAUGUUGUACGCAGCAUCCUGUUUUUUCCUCAUGAUCAUGUACUUCUACUUCCAAAUGAGGUCCAAAAAGUGGAAAACUAGAUAUGUCUGUCCUUUAGUUUAGGACCAUUUCCAGCUGUGGUGUAGAAGGAAAAUGGGUCCAUAUUGCAGCAUUAGUCGUCCUUCUGGUGAGGAUAUUGGUGAACCUUUGUUUUCCCCAGAGCACACCUUCACUUUUUUUUAUCAUUUCAGUCUAAGCGAUGAAGUGCAAGUUUAGUUCUAAUAUGUAACUUGAUCGUGAAUAUGUUUUGCAGCAACUCCACCUCCAUUGGCUGAUUAAAAAACAGGAGCAAUAGAUUUGGAAUGCCUGGCUGCCUUUUAAGAGCAUUUCCAGACAUGCCCCAACAACUCAUUUCACCCUUUUCUCCACUACACUCCUGACUGCUAAUUCUUGCUGGGUUUGAUUCCAUGGAAGCUGGGAACCUAGUGCUACCUCACCCAAGCAACUUUCAUUCACACGUAAUGCCUUGACAAUAAGUCCCGGGCUGUUCAACUCUGGGGAGAAGUAUCUUGCUUCUCCUCCUCCUUAAGGUCAACUAAAAGAUGUGAACUGAAUUUGUAACUUUUCUGGCAUGUGUAGCUUGUUUCAUAUGGGUCAGGGAUGGGAGAUGGACAUUUAACUCAUCCCUCUGCCCCCUAGUGUAUCUGCCUCCGCUGCCCUCCCUAACUGGUUCCAAACAUCCAUCACUCUUGAGUAGAGGAAGUCCUUGCUAAUAACAGUUUCAGAUUAGUUUUCCACUAUUUUAAAUAUGUUCCUGGCCCUACAUUUCGACCCCUACUUUUGAAGUGAUACUUAGGUUUAUCUUACACUGAGGUCAUGAUUGCACAAAUAUUCCCCCCCCGCCCUGCUCCCUCACUGCCCCAGCUCACCACCCACCGCAAACAACCCCCCCCACCCCACCCAACCAAUCUUUAUUUUCAUACAACCUUUUGAAAUAUUUAAAGUAUUCUUUCAUUAUUCGCACAUUGAAGUGCUUCUACUCAGCAUGGCUGUCAGGGUAGGUUUUUGUCUGAUGUACUAACUUUGUACCCUCUAGCCUGAGAGCUUCAACUUCUUUAGUCUUUUUUAGCGCACCCCUUUACACCAAGGAUGAACGUCUUUACUCUGUGCACCAUCUCGCAUGUAAGUUCUUUGCUAUUGGGCAAGAAUUGAAUGCAAUAAUUCAUUUAUGAUCUGACCAGUUUCUUGUACAGUUCCAGCAUGGCCAUUGCAGUUCUGAUUAUGUACAAUUUCAUCUUUUCUAAUAGCUUCACUUUAUUGCCUAAACAUUAGCAGUACUGAAUUAACUAUUCCUGUCAAGUUACUUUAAGUCCCUCUCUGCUGAAUCAAGCGCAUUCAUUGUUACACUUAUGCACUUUUUAAAAUACCCUAUGUCUGGUAUUUUACGUGUGACAACCCCACACCACCAUGGACCAUUCUUCAAAUUUCUAGUUUUCAUUCCGCCUGAGAAUCCAUGAAAUAUUUUGCCUAUAUUUUUGGAAGGUGUAUUUUUCAAUGAUAAAAUGUUAAUUAAAAAAUUUGCCUGAAAUGAAAGCAUUCAGUUAUUUUAACAAAUGGUUGUAACUGUACCCCUUUAAAGUGGAACUUGAACCAACCAAAGCCGGGUGCUUACCUGCCUGUGAAAAGAAUUUUGAGGCAUCACUACCGUGGGCAUUUCAUUGUUUUUGUACAUGUUUUGUAUAACAAAGGUGCUGAAUGGGGUAGUUAUUUUUCUGCCUGUCUAUUGUCUGCAAAGAAUCAAGGUACUUGUGUUAAGUCAAGAUUUGCCUAAUGCUACAUUUAUUAAUUUUAAGUUUACAGACCUAUUUCUGUUGAUGUUCAACUGGCUGACCCAUGUUCACUGACCAAGAGUCAUCUGUUCUGGCAAUGUCUCCUUUUGCAGAGAUUUGAAAAUAGCCCUUGUUAAUCGUGUUAAGUUCCUUGUUUUCUAGGCUAUGGUGCAAAAGUUGCCCCACUGUCAGUUCCAACCAUCCCUUUUUUAAAAAAAGUCUUUAGAUUUGUUACAAAAUAUAACUGCCUGAUUUUAAGAGGCCAUAACAGAAAGAGUGUAUCUAAUGUUGCACUAGUACAGUAGUUAAUAGGGAGAUUGCUAUUGGAGCUAACGCACAUGGCCAUGAUAUGGGCCCAGGGUAGGUUUCUGAGGGGAGAGGGGUGGGGGUUGGCAACUGACACCGAUAUCAGAUUUGUGAUACAGUCUGACAUACAAUUGCCUGAAAUAUAUUCAUGUACUUCAAAAGACGGACCCUGUUUUUGUAGUUUUUUGCAAUGAAACAGGCGGAUUGUGAUGUCUACAGCAUGUGCUGAGAUCAAAUGCCAGCAAGUUCACAUACUACUUCAGGCAGAGAAUGAUCCUGUUUGAAUUUUAAAGGUGUGUGUUAAAUAGCUGACCAACUUUGAGGAAGGGACCAAUUACCUUGUAUUUCCUUCCCCUCCCCCAUCCCUUUACUUGACUCCUCUUCAAAAUUAUUUUUUUAAUAGAAGGUUCAGUAGAAUUAUCUGCAGUAUUAUCCAGUGAAAUAUCACCCCAAACCUGCCUGAAGCUUCUCCAGAGAUUCUGUUAUGCCACUGGAGGAAGUUUCCAUUCUGUAUUUCACCUGUUGCAUUUUUUGAACAGACUGGGUGCAAUUUGUUCAUUCAGAAAAGCUGCCUUCACUUUGGAAACGUUUCCUAAAGAUCAUAAUUGAAUUUAUUUAUUUUGUUCAUAGCUGCCUUGUCCAGCUCACUGAAACUGUUGUACUCUGACAUGUGUCAGUCAAUGCUGUAUAUUUUCAUUAGCAGAAAAUGUAGGCAAUCUUUUGUACUGAAAAGAAAUUGAAAGAUAUUUCAUCCUAUUUGAAAUAAAUUACUCUGCAAAGAA